AUGGCUCGAGAUCCAGCUUCGGAACAAUUAAAUGAAUAUAAAAAGACAGUAAAGGACAAGCCACAUGUUUUAUUAACAGGAAAUGGAGCUCCCAUUGCUAAUAAAACAGCAAUUCUUACGGCUGGUCCAAGAGGCCCAUUGCUUAUUCAAGAUUCCGUAUUCAUCGAUGAAAUAUCACAUUUUGAUCGAGAAAGAAUUCCAGAAAGAGUGGUUCACGCUAAAGGUGCUGGUGCUUUUGGUUAUUUUGAGGUCACUCAUAACAUAACACAGUAUUCAAGAGCUAAAGUAUUUUCCAAAAUUGGGAAAAAAACUUCUAUAGCCGUACGAUUUUCGACUGCAAGCGGAGAAAUCGGAUCAGCAGAUACAGUAAGAGAUUCUAGAGGGUUUGCUCUUAAAUUUUACACCGAGGAAGGAAUAUGGGAUCUUGUUGGAAAUAACACUCCACUACUUCUUGUAAAAGAUUCAUUACUAUUUCCGAGUCUUAUUCACGUACAAAAAAGAAAUCCGGUAACUUUUCUGAAGGAUAAUGAUAUGUUUUGGGAUUUUCUUUCACUCCGUCCUGAAUCAACUCACCAGCUCAUGUUUUUAUUCGGCGAUCGUGGCAUUCCGGAUGGUUAUCGUCAUAUGCAUGGAUUUGGCGCAAAUACUUUCAAACUUGUCAAUAAGGAAAACGAGUUUGUCUGGUGUAAAUUUCAUUACAAGACCGACCAAGGUAUUAAAAACCUCGAUGAUAAAAAAGCGGCAGAAAUAAGUUCACACGAUCCAGAUUAUGGUAUCAGAGAUUUAUUCAAUGCUAUUGCUGAGAAAAAAUUUCCUUCAUGGACAUUUUACAUUCAAGUUAUGUCUGAGCAACAGGCUGACAAAUUCCGUUGGAAUCCGUUUGAUGCGACUAAGGUAUGGCCCCACAAAGAGUUUCCUCUUAUUCCCGUUGGAAAACUUGUAUUAAAUAAAAAUCCGACUAAUUAUUUUGCUGAGGUCGAACAGUUGGCAUUUAAUCCCGGAAAUUUGGUACCCGGUAUUGAACCAAGCCCAGAUAAAUUACUCCAGGGUCGUCUUUUCUCUUAUGGAGACACUCAGAGACAUCGUCUUGGACCGAAUCAUCUUCAAAUUCCUGUUAACUGUCCUUUCAAAAUUAUAUCAGCGAUGAACUAUGAGCGUGAUGGUACGAUGACGAUAUAUGAUCAGAAUGGAGCUCCAAACUAUUAUCCUAACAGCUUCAAGGGACCCGAAGUACACCCUGAUGUACAAUCUCCGCCAUUUGGCAUCUUCGGUGAUGCAGACCGUUACGAGCCUGUUAAUGAAGAUAAUUUUGGCCAAGCUACAACCUUCUGGCGUAAAGUACUUGAUGCUGACGCAAAGACUCGAUUUGUAAGUAAUGUGGUUGCAAACCUUUCAAAAGCUUCAACUUUUAUUAUCGAACGUGCUGUUAGAAACUUUUCUCAAGUCAACGUUGACCUUGCCCAGAGAUUAACAGCAGAAUUACGAAAGGCAGGAAAGCUAAAAAGUGUUUCUGGGAAAAGAGCGAACUUAUAAAUUUAUUUUGAUUGUUUUGAAAAAUAACUUGA
Microplitis demolitor is the source of this 1565-nucleotide messenger RNA. RefSeq names its product catalase-like. The record is from RefSeq and is a predicted model, not a curated record. Gene Ontology annotation, cellular component: cytoplasm; peroxisome; mitochondrion. NCBI's taxonomy places the organism in Eukaryota, Metazoa, Arthropoda, Insecta, Hymenoptera, Braconidae. Gene Ontology annotation, biological process: hydrogen peroxide catabolic process; response to hydrogen peroxide. Gene Ontology annotation, molecular function: catalase activity; heme binding. Bases 1 to 1533 code for a protein of 510 amino acids. The transcript has 7 exons.